AUGAAUUCACCACAAGAACUCUCCAUUCUCUUGUAUAUCAUCAUCAUAAUCAUCUGCUUAGACUAUGUCUCUGCUCAAUCUCCUCCUCCUCCUCCUUCUCUUGAUCCGUACGCAACAAGCGACCUCUUCAAGCCUAGCUUAGCCAUCAUCACCGGAGUUUUCUCCAUCGUCUUUACUCUCACCUUUGUUCUCCUCGUCUAUGCCAAAUGCUUCUACAACGAUCUCCGAUCAGAGGCAGACGGUGACGUAGAGAGAAGACGACAUGAACGUCUCUGGCAAGGGCUUUUCAAUCGUUCCUCUCGAUUCUCUGGUCUCGACAAGACGGCAAUCGAGUCUCUUCCCUUUUUCAGGUUCUCUGCUUUGAAAGGGUUAAAACAAGGGCUCGAGUGUUCUGUUUGUUUGUCUAAAUUCGAAGAUGUUGAGAUUCUUAGGCUUUUGCCUAAAUGCAGACACGCUUUCCACAUUGGGUGUAUUGACCAGUGGCUUGAGCAGCACGCCACGUGUCCUUUGUGUAGAAACAGAGUCGAUAUUGAAGACGACCUCUCUGUUUUGGGAAAUAGCAACAAUAGUCUUAGGAUCGUGAACCAGUCUCAGACAAGAGAAGAAGACUCGGGAUUGGAGAUUUACAUCGAACGCGAAGAAAGGAAUAGUGACGGGUCUUCGAGACUCAGCAGUUUCCGGAACAUUCUAAAGAAAUCGUUGUUUCUUGAGAGACAAGCAAACGAGGGCAUCGAGGAGAAGAAAGUUAUGCACAAGUUCAAUCACAGGAUCGUCGUUUCAGACGUCGUGUUUAAGAACCGUUGGAGUAAUGUAACUUCAUCGGAUUUGACGUUUUUGAGUGCUGAAAUGCUGAAUUCAAUGUCAAGCGAGAGAUUCACGUCGAUGGAUCGAGUGCAAAGAGGUAACGUCCGGGACAAGGAAGAUACAGAAAUGAAGAGAAUGUGGAAGAACAAAGACUCAUCUAGAAGAACGGUGUCUGAGAUCACGACUGUUACUAGAGAAAACGUGGUUGGAGGAAGCUGCAGCUGUUCAACAGCUGCUACAGCGUCUACGUCGCAGAGUUACCCUGCGACGACGGAGGAAAGAAGACGGCGGUUGUGGUUGCCGAUUGCUAGAAGAACGGCUCAGUGGUUUGUUAGCAGAGAGAAAGGGAAUGAACUAAACACGACUCGCCAAAAUCUUAAUGUAUAGGUUUUCCCCGUUUGACAAGUUUGAUGAAUUACUAAAACUAGAAUCAGUUUUGGAUUUAGGGUUGACUUUAUGUAUAAACUCGUAAUGGUUCCAGAUAUAAUUUCACUA
Capsella rubella is the source of this 1299-nucleotide messenger RNA. RefSeq names its product putative RING-H2 finger protein ATL12. The record is from RefSeq and is a predicted model, not a curated record. Bases 1 to 1191 code for a protein of 396 amino acids. Lineage: Eukaryota; Viridiplantae; Streptophyta; Magnoliopsida; Brassicales; Brassicaceae. The transcript has a single exon.